Cylas formicarius (sweet potato weevil) is the source of this 3103-nucleotide messenger RNA. It is a transcript of the gene Atet, whose product is annotated as ATP-binding cassette sub-family G member 4. The record is from RefSeq and is a predicted model, not a curated record. Lineage: Eukaryota; Metazoa; Arthropoda; Insecta; Coleoptera; Brentidae. Bases 551 to 2644 code for a protein of 697 amino acids. Gene Ontology annotation, molecular function: ABC-type transporter activity; ATP binding; ATP hydrolysis activity. The transcript is spliced from 10 exons. Gene Ontology annotation, cellular component: plasma membrane.
CAGUAGUCAGCGAGGAAUACCCCGCUGGCAGCAAAAGCGCGUUACAACCGCGAUGUCCGCAAAAGCGAACUAUCUAAAAUAGUAUUACGCGGCGCGUUAAUACAAACAAACGCGGCGGUUCCGAAGAAUCUGCAUCUCGUGAUACAUUCGUCGUUACAGAGAAGUUCGGUGCCAGUGUCCGUGCCGUUACACUCAGAAGGCUAUGCAUUGCUGCGUUCGGAACGAAUCGAUUUGACAACAGUCGGAUUUUCGGUUCCCUAAUUUGAUUGCGGCGUUGAGGCGUUAGGUUUUGAUGGUAGACAUUUGCUAUGGAAAUGGCAUCGGAAUCUAAAGGCGUUAAUAUACACCUGCCGCUGAAUCCUGAAGAAGGCAAUGAAAGCGUUUCCUUUAACGUUAAUCCCGGAAUAGUCUAUUCACCUCCCAUUGGAAAAGAACGCGAAUCUCUAAAUAAUGCAUUCGUGUUAAGAGCUUUCCGAAGCACACAAGUUGGUACUUAGUGGAAACAAAACUCAGGUCGUUUUAUUUGAUGCUAAUAUGGUAUAUAUGAUAAAUGAAGACUUGGAAAUUAUUUCAGGGCUUUCCAAAGCACAGAAAUUGGUACCUAGUGGAAACAAAACUCAGCGGUUCGCAGACGAACCUCUGCAACGGAUCCCCUGCGACGGCAUUAACGAUGCCCGGAACUCUUCGGAAAGUACCAAACGGCAGUCCCAGCAAUAAUCACAACAAGAGACCGAUGAUUUCGCUAACUCACCUACCGAAACGGCCUCCCGUUGAUAUAGAAUUCAUAGAUCUGUCGUAUUCCGUAUCCGAGGGACGCAAAAGGGGUUACAAAACGAUACUCAAGUGCGUAACCGGUAAAUUCAGAUCUGGCGAGCUGACCGGCAUAAUGGGACCAUCUGGGGCAGGAAAAAGCACCUUGAUGAACAUAUUAGCCGGCUACAAAACCUCGAACCUCGAAGGUUCAGUCCUGAUCAACGGCAAGGAACGUAGCCUGCGCAGGUUCCGCAAGAUGUCUUGCUACAUAAUGCAAGACGAUUGCCUCUCGCCUCACCUGACGGUCAAGGAAGCUAUGACGGUAUCAGCGAAUCUCAAAUUGGGAAAGGGCGUUUCCCGCUCGGAGAAGAAAGUCGUAAUCGAUGAAAUUCUGGAAGCGUUAAGCCUGCAAGACUGCGUCAAUACUUCGACAGUUAACUUGUCUGGCGGUCAAAGGAAACGCUUGUCGAUAGCACUGGAACUGGUCAACAAUCCCCCGGUGAUGUUCUUCGACGAACCGACCAGCGGACUGGACAGUUCUUCGUGUUUUCAGUGUUUGUGUCUGUUAAAAUCGUUGGCCAGGGGCGGCAGGACUAUCAUAUGUACGAUACAUCAGCCUUCCGCUCGCUUGUUCGAAAUGUUCGACCAUCUGUACAUGUUGGCCGAAGGACAAUGCAUUUACAGGGGCCCCGUUAUGGGCCUGGUGCCGUUUCUGUCGACGAUGGGCUUGCACUGUCCCGGUUACCAUAACCCCGCCGAUUACGUGAUCGAGGUCGCUUGCGGCGAACACGGGGACUACGUUCAAAAGCUGGUGAUCGCGGUGAACGCAGGGCGAUGCAACAAUUUUCACAACGUAACCGAAAUUACCAACGCGAAAAUUUCGAAUGAGAUAGUUAAGCAACCCGCGUCCCUAAAGGCCGCAGAUGACGGAUCAAUAAAACUGUCCAACGGAUCCGCCAAACCCAAGACUUUGUCACCUGCCACUUGUACAACAUCACUUUUAGAUUCCUCGGAAAAUUUACCGCAGACCGAAAAGAACGGAUUUCCUACGUCGGGGUUUCGCCAGUUUUUAAUCUUGCUCAAUCGCAGUAUUUGCAUUAUCCUGCGGGACAAAACGCUUACGAGAAUGAGAUUAGUGGCACAUAUUGUGAUAGGAAUAUUGAUAGGGUGCAUUUAUUAUGACAUAGGGAACAAUGCGGCGAAAGUAAUGAGCAACGCCGGAUGUUUGUUUUUCACCGUCAUGUUCAUGAUGUUCACCGCUAUGAUGCCUACAAUUUUAACCUUUCCACUGGAAAUGUCUGUAUUCGUGCGGGAACAUCUGAAUUAUUGGUACUCGUUGAAAUCGUACUAUUUCGCAAAAACCGUCGCCGAUAUACCUUUUCAGAUUAUAUUAACGACUUGUUAUAUAGUUGGAGUGUAUCUAAUAACCUCCCAGCCACUGGAACCCACCAGAUUUUCCAUGUUCUUAUUGAUCGCGGUUCUUACUGCUCUCGUAUCGCAGAGUUUUGGACUUCUCAUCGGUUCCGGCCUUAAUAUAGAGAGCGGCGUAUUUCUUGGACCAAUUUCCACGAUUCCGAUGGUACUAUUCUCAGGAUUUUUCGCCAAUUUGGACGACAUACCUCAAUAUCUGCAGUGGUUACCCUACUUGAGUUACGUCAAAUACAGUUUCGAGGGGAGCAUGAUCGCAAUAUAUGGCUUGAAUCGGCCAAAGCUGGAGUGCAAGGUGGACUAUUGCCACUUUAAAUACCCGACCACGUUUUUGAAUCAGAUGUCGAUGAAGGGCGAUAUGAGAACUUACGUAAUAGACGUCAUUGUCCUUUCUAGUCUUUUCAUUGUCCUUAGAGUAAGCGCGUACUUCGUACUUCGAAUAAAACUCAUGCAGAACCGUUGAGCUUAAUAUUAUAGUUAGGUUCAGUAUUGUGAUAGUGACAGGAGAUUUUAAUUGUGAUUUUUUUGUACGAAUGGUUAUCACUGUUAGGUACUCUUUUUUUAUUAUUUAUUCACGUCAUCACAACUGCAAGUCUUCAGGAAUGGUCGGUUAUUUUAGCGAGGGUGACUAUAAAGGGGACUUUGAAACUCAAACUCUGAAUAUGUGAUAUUAACGAAGGCGCACUGCGAAAUUACAUGUACAUAAAUAAUUUUCAGGUUUGUGUUUGCAACCACUGUAUUUUGCGUUGCCGGAUUUUUUAGCGAUUUUUUUAAAAUUUUCCACAGCUUAUACAAUUUUCGUACCUACUGAUAUUGUAAUGUCAAAUAUUAAUCGAUAAUAUUAUAUAAACGAGAAAUAGGUUAGUGGAACUUCAAGUUUACUAAUACAUUUUUAUACAGACGUGAUUGUUUCAUUUUUCAC